AUGGCCAUGAUCUUGGAUGCUUUUAUGAGCAAAUUCUCUACUUUGCUCACUGAUUUUGUCCAAGAUGAGGUGAUCAUGCUGCUUGGUGUGAAGGACGAGCUUCAAAUGCUACGUAAACGGAUGAGGAGCAUACAAUGCCUUCUAAAAGAUGCUGAAAAGAAAAAGUUUAAUGAGUCAUCCACCGAACUCUGGCUUUCUGAGCUUAAGGAUGUGAUGUAUGAUGCCGAGGAUAUCAUUGACCUCUGCAGAAUUGAGGGCACUCAGCUACUCACUGAUCAAAAUCCCAAAUCUAAAUCUUCUUCGGUAUGUUGCAAUUUCUCAUCUGUCUUCUCCUGUUUCACUAGUGUUCCUUUGCGUCAUGAGAUUGGAAACAGAAUUAAGGAUAUUAAUAAAAGACUCAAGGAGAUAUAUGAAGAUAGAGAACGUUAUAAACUAGAGAAAUCCACAAUAUCGGAAACCCCACAAAUUACUCUAGUUGAUUCUCGUCAAACUUCUUCCAUGAUUGAUCCUUUUGUUGUGGGAAGGGAAGUCGAGGUUGCAGCAAAUAGUUUGGUUGAUCAUUUGAUUCAGGAGAAAGUUGAUGAAAAAUGCCGUCUUUUUGCUAUUGUCGGCAUGGGCGGGAUAGGGAAGACAACUCUUGCUCAAAAAAUUUUUAACCAUCCUAAAAUUCAGGCCUAUUUCAAUUCAAAAGUGUGGGUUUGUGUUUCACAGACUUAUGCGGAAACUGAGUUAUUGAAGCAAGUAAUAAGAGGGGCUAAGAGAGACUGUAGAGAUGUUAAUACUAAAUCAGAACUACAACACAUUCUUAGUGAUUCUGUUUCCUUAGAUCAGAGCCUUUUUCUUGUUUUAGAUGAUGUGUGGCGGGCAGAUGUGUGGGUUGAUUUACUUAGAGUCCCAUUGUAUAACUCUAACAAGAGUGUAAGAGUCUUAGUCACAACUAGAUAUGAAAAUGUUGCUAUGGAUAUGAAGGCAGCAUACAUUCACCCUGUUGCACAUCUUUCUGAAGAUAGCUGUUGGGAUAUGCUACGUAGGAGGCUUUUUUCAGAGGGACAAGAGGAGGUAGAGAAUGGCUUGAAGGAGCUAGGAUUUGUUAUAGUAAAAAGAUGUAGAGGCCUUCCUCUUGCAGUCAAAGCCAUUGCUGGUGUUCUUUCGAGUAAACCGCGUACUAAGAAAGUCUGGAAAAAUUUUCUCAAUAAUACUGCAUGGUCCAUUCAAACCCUUCCUGAGGAAAUUAGUGGUGCUUUGUACCUUAGUUUUGAAGAUCUACCUUCACAUUUGAAGCAGUGUUUUCUAUACUUCUCUUUAUUUCCUGAGGAUGCCUGGUUAUAUCCCCAUGAGCUCGCUCAACUUUGGGUGGCAGAAGGAUUCAUAAUAGAGCAACAAGAUUCUUUAAUGGAAGAUUUAGCGGAAGAAUGCUUCGAUGAGUUACACAAUAGAAAUCUUUUGCUGCCAAAAGAAGGUUUUAGUAAGUGCAAAAUGCAUGAUCUUAUCCGAUCUUUAGCUAUUUUUUUGUCCAAAGAAGAAGCUUCUUUUGGAGAUUUGAAUGUCAGGAAUUCAAUAACAUCUACCAAGCUUCGCCGCCUAUCAGUCAUAGAAAAAGAGGGAGCAGUAGAAAUAGUCAAUUAUGUUGCAGAUCAGGGAACCCUAAGAACAUUGCUUGCUUCAUAUUCUGAUUUGUUGUUGGAUGAUGAAAUAUUGAGGCGACUUUCACAUCUACGUGUCUUGGACAUUUCUUGUACACAAAUUCAAAUACUUCCUGACUCUAUAAGAAAGCUAGUGCAUUUGAGGUAUCUUAAUUUGAAAAUGACAGAAAUAAGGGAAAUACCAAAAUCCAUUGAGCAAUUAACAAACCUACAAUUCUUGGACCUAAGUUCUUGCCGAAAUUUGAGACAACUUCCUAGUGGAAUCACUGGGUUAUACAGUCUAAGGCACCUUGAUAUUCUUGCAUCGCCUAUUAGUUUCAUACCAAAGGGAAUAGAGAAACUGCAACAGCUUAAUUAUCUAGGCAACUUUGUGGUGGCCAACAAUGACUCCAGCAGUAAAUUAGAAGACUUGAACUCUCUGAAACAGAUAAGAACGCUCAUCAUUAGCAACUUAAAAAGACUUCAAAGUGAAACCAUAAUUCUUAAAGAACUACUUUACCUUUCUACUUUGAAGUUGCAGUUCUUCAUUUACGAAUUCUACUAUGUGGAGGAAGAGAUGGCAAUAAGCAAGGAAAAUGAGCUAGCAGUAAGCGAGGAAGAUGACCCAACAAGAGAGGAAAAGGAGCUAGCAGUAGAGGAGUUGUUCGACAGGAUAAUACCUCCACAAAGCCUAGAAAAUUUCACAAUAGAUGGCUUCUUCGGCCGUCGUUUCCCCAAUUGGAUGGUCUCAUCAUCUUUUGAACUUUGCGUUCCAAAUUUGACUAAAUUGGUGUUCCAUAACAUAGAAUCAUGCACUCAACUCCCAUCAUUAGGUCAGCUGCCUGAACUUAGAGAGCUUGUUAUUGAUGGUGCAAAAAAAGUAAAGAAACUUGGGCCAGAAAUUUUUGGUAUUGAUGUCAAUUCAACUAGGAUUGCUUUCCCCAAGCUUGAACGACUUGAAAUCUCGAGUUGUCGUGAGUUGGAAGAAUGGUCUUUUGGUGCACAAGUUGAGAAAAAUGCAUCUCCAAGACUCAAGUUGCUUCCAUGUUUACGGGAACUAGAGAUCUUUUUUUGCCCGUCGCUAAAACAACUAUCAAAAGGUCUAAAGUACUCUAAUAUGAAGAUUCUCAAAAUAAGUAGUGCUUACAGCUUGAAAUUAGUUGACAAUCUCCCUGCUGAAGUUGAGGAACUAAGAUUAAUUGACUGUAAAAAUUUGGAAAAGGUCUAUUGUGCCCCUACAUUAAAGAUGCUCGAAGUUCAAGAGUGCGGAGCUUUGGCUUGCAUGGAGAAGCUUGAUUCAUUGCAAAAAUUAUAUUUCAGUGAUACAUUUAAGGCCAAUCUUCCAGAGUGGAUAUUGAAGACUCUACAACAACGGGCAUUACAAAAUGAUUAUAAUGAUGACUUCCAACUAGAAUUGGAGUGCAAUUUUCAGGUUAUUCGAGGAUGUUUAAAAGGAGGUUCUUAUUGGGACUUAAUUGAACCUAUUCCACAAGUAAAAAUCUUCAGUGACAGAGAUUAUCUUCGAUAUAGUAAACAUCCAUAUGUUUACGAUACAAAUCUCUAA
Dendrobium catenatum is the source of this 3186-nucleotide messenger RNA. RefSeq names its product disease resistance protein RGA2-like. Lineage: Eukaryota; Viridiplantae; Streptophyta; Magnoliopsida; Asparagales; Orchidaceae. The coding region runs from base 1 to 3186 and encodes 1061 amino acids. Gene Ontology annotation, biological process: defense response to other organism. The transcript has a single exon. The record is from RefSeq and is a predicted model, not a curated record. Gene Ontology annotation, molecular function: ADP binding; protein binding.